AGAACUUCAUAAUUUUUUUUAUUUUUUUUUUUUUUAAAACUGUCGUAGAGUAUGGCUUCCUGCCUUCCUCUUAGACAGAGUAUCGUUAUUCUAUCGUACUGUGUAAACUAAGGUGGGUUGCUCAUCAUAUCAAAUACUCAAACGUCAUGCCAUUUUGAAGGUUUUGCUAGAUCCAUUUCUCUCUCCUUCAAUCAAAUCAAAGUGUUCUUGGAUCCAAUUACGAAUUUUACUAACGAAGGAUUACAUGUUACCAUGAUCACGGACCCAUCAGCAAGUAGUUUUAGCUCAUACAGCGAAACCGAAUCGCGUCAUUUGCCUCUGAUAAGUGGACUUCCGGAUGACAUUGCUUUGUUUUGCUUGGCAAGGGUUCCUAGGAAGUACCAUACAGUUCUUAAGUGUGUUUCAAAGAGGUGGAGAGACUUGGUGUGCAGUGAAGAGUGGUGGGAUUAUCGCCAAAAGAACAAUUUAGGCGAAUCUUGGAUAUAUGCAUUGUGCAGAGAUAAGAGUACUGAUCAAGUGAGCUGCUAUGUGUUAGACCCUAGCUCUUCUAGACAGGCAUGUUGGAAGUCCAUUUGUGGUCUUCCGCCUCGAUGUUUGAAGAGAAAAGGAAUGGCUUUUGAAACAAUCGGCAAGAAGUUAUACCUUUUAGGAGGUUGUGGUUGGUCUGAAGAUGCUACUGAUGAAGUUUAUUGCUAUGAUGUGGCCAUGAAUACUUGGAGUGAAGCACCUUCCAUGUCAACUGCAAGGUGCUAUUUUGGCUGUGUUAAUAUGGACGGGAAGAUUUAUUCCAUAGGUGGAUAUGGGUUAGAGACGAGUGAUCCACAUUCUUGGGACACUUACGAUCCUAGAACAAACUCUUGGGAAUCACAUUCAGACCCAAACAUCAUUCUUGACAUAGAGGAUUCUGUAGUGAUGGGCGGAAAAAUCUACAUAAGAUCUCGCACUUCAACCAUACCUCCUCAUGUGUAUAUAGCUGUCUACGAUUUAUCGAGUGGCAAAUGGCAACAAACAGAUGCUGAUAUGGCAUCAGGUUGGCUGGGCCCUACUGUAGUUGUGGAUGAUACAAUCUAUGUACUGGACCAGAGUUUGGGAAGCAAGUUGAUGAUGUGGCAGAAAAACACUAGGGAAUGGAUUCCCUUGUGUAGGCUCUCGCCUCUCCUUCCAAGACCACCAUGUCAGAUGGUUGCUAUUGGAAGAAAAAUCUUCAUAAUUGGCAAAGGGCUCAGCGCAGUUGUUUUGGACAUCAACGUUGGUAAUGCGGAUAGAAUGAUAGCAAGCUCAUCUAUACCAAAUUUUUCCUGUGAUGAUGAUGUAAUUUGCUGUAAAUGUGUGUCAAUCUGAAUUCUUUUCAUGUAAUUCUACUCUGAUGUUUGUAUUUUACCAUGGGACUUUUGGAGUCCUUGUAAUCAACCAAUUUCAUAUUCGUAAUGGUAAAUAAUACAAAGUAUUUCAUCA
This is a messenger RNA of Chenopodium quinoa (quinoa), 1455 nucleotides long. RefSeq names its product F-box/kelch-repeat protein SKIP4-like. The transcript has 3 exons. NCBI's taxonomy places the organism in Eukaryota, Viridiplantae, Streptophyta, Magnoliopsida, Caryophyllales, Amaranthaceae. The record is from RefSeq and is a predicted model, not a curated record. The coding region runs from base 253 to 1341 and encodes 362 amino acids. Gene Ontology annotation, molecular function: protein binding.